AUGGCAAUGUCGCACGUGCCAGCACAUAUUCGGCAAGCACACGGAGGGCACCCGACACGCGGACGUGGAUCGUCACGAGCAGGGAAAAAAGCACAGGGUUCGAUCAACGGGGGCACCAUCUCAGACCUGCAGAAGGCUGGCGUCACGACGCUCUUGCCUUUCGGACGAAGAGGAGGAAGAAGUAGAAGAGGAAGAAAGGCGGGCAGGGGGGGUGGAAGGCCAAAGCAAGAAGCGACCGGCUCGCAGAAAACGUAGCGAGAUACCGCGCGAGAACUCGGAAGUAGGGGUCCGCGUGAGUAAGCGGGGUAGAGUGAUCAAGAAAAACGUAACCCUACAAGACCAAGGCUACUCGUAGAUUUGCAUGACUAUGUUCUCUGUUGUGCAGUGCUAGAUGCGGCAAUGGCAAGUUUGCAAGGCAGGUGGUUCGAUGUAUGGUUCUUGGCUGAGCUGUUCCGCUCAUUUCGAGCUUUGGUCGAUACUGUAUACUUUCGUAGAUACGAGACUAUCGUACGUGUGUGUGUUCCUCUAGCACGGCUGGGUGAGCAUGGGCGACCAUCGAUGACGAGCAGAUGCGGAAGGGGUAACGACACACUGUUCCGCUCAUUUCGAGCUUUGGUCGAUACUGUAUACGUUCGUAGAUACGAGACUAUCGUACGUGUGUGUGUUCCUCUAGCACGGCUGGGUGAGCAUGGGCGACCAUCGAUGACGAGCAGAUGCGGAAGGGGUAACGACAGCGAGGCAUGUUUGCCAUCCAUCU
Ectocarpus siliculosus is the source of this 757-nucleotide messenger RNA. Lineage: Eukaryota; Phaeophyceae; Ectocarpales; Ectocarpaceae. The record is from the annotation of a GenBank genome assembly.